Macroventuria anomochaeta is the source of this 2123-nucleotide messenger RNA. RefSeq names its product scaffold protein Scd2. Gene Ontology annotation, cellular component: mating projection tip. Lineage: Eukaryota; Fungi; Ascomycota; Dothideomycetes; Pleosporales; Didymellaceae. Gene Ontology annotation, biological process: conjugation with cellular fusion. The transcript has 3 exons. The record is from RefSeq and is a predicted model, not a curated record. The coding region runs from base 185 to 1900 and encodes 571 amino acids. Gene Ontology annotation, molecular function: protein binding; phosphatidylinositol binding.
GAGCCGCUGCUCAUUUCACCACCCCCGUCCCCACACACGCCAGCCUGCCGGUGCCUUUGAUCGCCCACCGUCCUUUGUUGCUGCCCCAAGUGCCGCCUUUCGACAUACGCUCGCGGUGCAGUGCGCGCAGACAGUGAACGUCUAACGUCUAUCGCCGUUGUGCUCUCCAUACUACCUGCCCACCAUGAAGGUCAUAAAAGCCCUCUACGACUACAAGGCCACCGACCCGAACCAGCUCAGCUUCUCCCAGGGCGACUUCCUGCACGUCGUCAACCGCGAGAACGACGCCGACUGGUUUGAAGCCUGCAAUCCACUGCACGGCUCCCGCGGACUUGUCCCCGUCUCGUACUUCGAGGGCGUAGGGAAGACAGUGCGCGACAGUGCCGGCUUUCCACCUCGCCAGUCCGCGCAAACUCAACCACACGACUCUGGCUACCAGGAGCCCCUGCGAGGGAUUGGCAGCCCCAACCCACCGAACACCGCAGGCAUGAUGCAGAACAUGAUGAGCCAGCAGAUGCGCAUGUCGCAGUCAGGGAAGACAGGGGCUAUGGUCUACGGCAUUGUGAUGUACGACUUCAAGGCGGAGAGGCCUGACGAGCUGGACGCAAAGGAGGGCGAGGCUAUCAUCGUCAUAGCACAGUCGAACCCGGAGUGGUUCGUCGCGAAGCCCAUCACACGACUAGGAGGACCAGGCCUGAUCCCCGUAUCUUUCAUCGAGAUCCGCGAUAUGACGACAGGGCAAGCAGUACCGGACGCCCAGCAUGCAGUGGCAGCAGCAGGCGUUCCCAAGGUUGAGGAAUGGAAGAAGAUGGCGGCAGACUACAAGAACGGCAGCAUACCGCUCGGCAAGCUGCAGGACAACACGCAGCAGUCAUUGCAGGCUGGUAUGGAGCGCAUGAGUCUUGGUGGAAGAAGCCAGAUACAAGGCAGAAAUGGCUCAGUAUCUUACUCACGCUCCGGAUCCGUUGCCAUGCAAGGAGGCCAAGAUCGCUCUGAACAGCUGUUUGCACCUACCAAGGCCUGUGUACCACGAUACUGCUUCGCCGACGACAUCUUUUGGUUCAUCAUCGAAUGCCAAAUGGAAGAUGGUAGACAUUGGGAACUACAGCGCUUGUACCAGGACUUCUACGACUUGCAGAUUCAGCUUAUUGCUACAUACCCAGUGGAAGCUGGCACUAGUGGUCAAGGAGAGCGUACAUUACCGUUCAUGCCCGGGCCUGUCACCUACGUCACCGAUAACAUCUCGAACGGCCGCCGCGCGAACCUUGACGAGUACAUCAAGAACCUGCUCAAGUUGGGCCCGCACAUUACACAUGGCCAGCUUGUAAAGGGGUUCUUUGCACCAAGACAGGGCGAUUACGAAAUUGAUCCCGAUAUCCAGGCUCAGGACGAUUACAGGUUGUCACAGCAAUCUGGACAAUCUUCGAACCAUUCACAUGGAGGGUCCACAAGCAGACAGUCGUCUGCUGAUCAACUCCAGGCCACCACACCAGUCACUCCUUACUCGACAGGGUCGUACGGCGCUCACCAGCGCGGCCAGUCAUCAGCCUCGCAAGUAUACUCGUCCUCACUCAACCCUCCACCAAUGAACCACCAGCACUCCUCCGCUUCGACCGCAACGAACACUGGCACAUCAUCGGCACUUAAGAUCAAGGUCUGGUUUGAGGAGGACAACUGCGUUGUCAUUCGGAUGCCAACAUCCCUUCGCUUCCCCGACCUCUACAACAAGCUGAGGGAGAGAAGACGACUAGAGAGGCCUGACGAGCGGGACGAGGACUUGAUUGUCGAAUACAGAGACGAGAUGGAGGGAACAUUCUUCCCUAUUGAGAACGAUGAGGACCUGCAAAUUGCGGUCGAGAGGAAUCCAAAGUUGACCCUGAGCGUCACAACGGCGAGGUGAUAGCUAUGAGAUCUUUGGAGGGGACGACUUCUUUCGCUUCUUUUGGGUGCCGCUACUUCGGUGGUACCUUUUACUUCUUUACAGGCUUCACGAUCGAUACCUCUCUGCUUUGGGCGUUGCUUGCACAUCACGGAAAGGCGUUCAGCGGAGUACUUAGGCGUUGCGGCUGCAUGAUUCCCAUUUGUCGGUUUCGGGUAUUCUGACUAUUGAUAUCUGGAUUGUU